CAAGAGUUGGGGUGCACUGUAUGUGGGCAGCUGACUCCAUUAUCGAAGCUGAGUUGUUCCAGUCAUGUCGCCCGGUUGCUCUAUAUCUUAGAAAACGAUGCAUGUACUGUCAAGGAGCGUGCAAGCGACUCCGAUCCCAUCUGCCCUCUUGGUGGCCCAGUCAGGGAUUCCACUACCGAUCUGAUUUGUGUAACUUGCAGGUCAUGUAUUCACAAAGGAAAGGUUCCCAAACAUGCGCUAGCAAAUAACUUGUGGUUGGGUGAGGUGCCAGAAGUGCUGUCCAGGCUUUCUUUCAUUGAACGCAUACUCGUGUCAUGGAUCCGUCACAGUUGCUGUUUUGUCCGUGUCGCCAUCUCAGGGCAUCCUGAACUUGGCUCUAGGAAGAUGAUUUUGCACGUCGUUGCAUUCGAGUCUCCGGUUUCCAAGGUGUACGACACUCUUCCUCUUCCGCGUGAGGAGCUGGACGAAGUGCUGGCCAUUUUGUUCACUGGUCUGACUCAGCCGACCGAGGAGGAGAUGAAACGUACACCAUUGUUAGUAUGGCAUUGUAAUGUUAUGGAUGCAUUGGGAUGGCUUCAGCUAAAUCAUUGCAAUUAUGCACAGGUGGAGUUGUCCGAAGCUAACAUGUCCACAUACAUCGAUGGCGAGGCACCCAUGACGGUGGUAUAUAAGAAUCGGAGCAGCAACAAGGUACCAGAAGGCACCAGCAUAUUCGAUAAUGAUGAUGCCGAUGGUACUACAGAUGAGCCUUGUCCGGUCAUAGUACACGGCCUUAUGGGUGAGCAG
This is a messenger RNA of Desarmillaria tabescens, 786 nucleotides long. RefSeq lists its product as uncharacterized. The annotation marks the transcript as partial. The record is from RefSeq and is a predicted model, not a curated record. NCBI's taxonomy places the organism in Eukaryota, Fungi, Basidiomycota, Agaricomycetes, Agaricales, Physalacriaceae. The transcript has a single exon.